AAGAAGCAAAACAUUUGAUUGAGAUACUUGAGAUCCAAGAUAAAUAUGUCUUUAAGUCGUAGAGAUCCUCUUGUGGUCGGCAGUGUUGUUGGAGAUGUUCUUGAUCCUUUCACGAGGUUGGUCUCUCUUAAGGUCACUUAUGGCCAUAGAGAGGUUACUAAUGGCUUGGAUCUAAGGCCUUCUCAAGUUCUGAACAAACCAAUAGUGGAGAUUGGAGGAGACGACUUCAGAAAUUUCUACACCUUGGUUAUGGUGGAUCCAGAUGUGCCGAGUCCAAGCAACCCUCACCAACGAGAAUAUCUCCACUGGUUGGUGACUGAUAUACCUGCCACCACUGGAAAUGCCUUUGGCAAUGAGGUGGUGUGCUACGAGAGUCCACGUCCCCCCUCGGGAAUUCAUCGUAUUGUGUUGGUAUUGUUCCGGCAACUCGGAAGACAAACGGUUUAUGCACCGGGGUGGCGCCAACAGUUCAACACUCGUGAGUUUGCUGAGAUCUACAAUCUUGGUCUUCCUGUGGCUGCCUCUUACUUCAACUGCCAGAGGGAGAAUGGCUGUGGGGGAAGAAGAACGUAGAUGCGUACCUACUUACGUUAACUAAUAAUCUAAUCGUAUAAUAUUCCCUUAAUGAAGUAUUUAAGCAUCUAUGUCAAUGUAAUAAGAAUUUAAAGAUACGAGCUAAAAAAAAUGAUGCAUAUGCUGACAUCGAUGUAAAGUAGUUUACACUUUUAAUGUAAUAACUAGGUUUUAACCCGCGGUACACCGCGAGACUAUUUUGUUUUUUUAAGAAUAAAAAUAUAAUUUGUUUAGUCGAUU
Messenger RNA from Arabidopsis thaliana (thale cress), 813 nucleotides. It is a transcript of the gene TSF, whose product is annotated as PEBP (phosphatidylethanolamine-binding protein) family protein. The transcript has 4 exons. The record is from RefSeq and is marked reviewed. The coding region runs from base 46 to 573 and encodes 175 amino acids. Gene Ontology annotation, cellular component: cytoplasm. NCBI's taxonomy places the organism in Eukaryota, Viridiplantae, Streptophyta, Magnoliopsida, Brassicales, Brassicaceae.